Hydatigera taeniaeformis is the source of this 1425-nucleotide messenger RNA. The record is from the annotation of a GenBank genome assembly. NCBI's taxonomy places the organism in Eukaryota, Metazoa, Platyhelminthes, Cestoda, Cyclophyllidea, Taeniidae.
AUGCCGUGGCUGUCAGAACGAGAGGGUUUCUCUCAAUCAUUCGACUCAUUUGAUGUGCCACUCACUACUCGGUGGAUGAAGGAGCUUCAUCGUGCUCCACGCUCGAGUGCACUCCAACAUCAUUCCAUUGGUAUGCCAAUCUACACUCUCCUCUGCACUAUCUGCCACCUCUUCCCAACACUCUGCUCCUCGUUUAGACACAUGAGGUGUCACUUGGAGGCACGUAGUAGAAGCAACCAAGGUUGCCUUUUCUACGCAACAGCCUCUGCCAUGCCCUCUUGCAUGAUGAAGGCACUGCAUGCGAGAAAGAGCCUCAGGCACGCAUUGCCCGUCCGUGGGGAGGACUACGAGUCACGAAGAGGUGGCACUGAUGUAUACUGCUCGUGGAAAAGGGAGAGAGACGAGUGUGCAGUGUCCACGUCAACUGAGGACGUGGGUAGUGAGGCCAAUUACUUGGAGGAGGAUGUGAUGGAUGAUCAGGUGGCCGACACAGGAGAUGCGCCACCACGUCCACCCAAGUCAAUCACCACGGAGUCAAGAAAUUCCAUACGAAAUGCUUCACCGGCUGGCAUAUGGAUGGAGUCCAGUUCCUCUACUCAACGUCUUGAUGUGUCACCCAACCAUCACUACCACCGUUGUCAAUCGCAGCAACCACAACAUCAAAAGCAAUUUCAAGUCGGACCGCCUUCAUUACUUUCUAAACCACGGAUCAACAGUUACGGUACAAUCCGCGAUAAAUCGUCCUCUGCAAUGGGCCUGAGAAAGGCCCUAACCUCAGGCACAGAGUCGCUGUACCUCUCCAUAAGGGACAUUGAAAGCGGACUUGCUGAUGGUUCGCUUGUUCGACAAUUUGAGAAAUUGGAACGAGGUGAUCCCCAUGCCACAACACUUGAUGCUCAAAUAAAUGUGCGCAAAAAUCGUUAUCGUGACAUCUCCCCAUAUGACCACACUCGAGUGAAAAUUUUGGGUGCUGAUGGCGAUUACAUAAAUGCGAGUUUUAUUGAGAUGACAAUUCCCAAAGCAGCGCUGCGAAAAUACAUUGCCUCGCAGGGGCCCUUAAAAACCACCUGUGCCGACUUCUGGGAGAUGUGCUGGGAGCAUGACAGUGAACUCAUUGUUAUGCUCACUGAUGUGGGAGAACAAGGCAGGGAUGCCACUGCCGCGGGAUUGUCUCUCAAACCCAGUAAACCGAGUAUCACCAGCUUCUCUAGAGAGAAAGGCCCACCCAUAUUAAAUGGAGCAGAGGUGCGCCGAAUUGUACAGCUGCAGUAUAUUCAAUGGCCUGAUCACGGAGUGCCCAGCAAUUGUGCCGAUCUUAUUGCUUUUGUUGAGCGGAUGCGAGAAAUACGAGAUUGCGGUAAAUCCACCUACGCCGUCGUCCAUUGCUCAGCUGGCAUUGGGCGCACCGGAGUGGUCAUCCUCCUG